Messenger RNA from Tachysurus vachellii, 3557 nucleotides. RefSeq names its product neuronal pentraxin-2-like. Bases 202 to 1761 code for a protein of 519 amino acids. NCBI's taxonomy places the organism in Eukaryota, Metazoa, Chordata, Actinopteri, Siluriformes, Bagridae. The transcript has 5 exons. The record is from RefSeq and is a predicted model, not a curated record.
UGAAAACACUGGUGGCAUCAUUAGGAAAUAGAAGCCACUACUGAUCUGCUGCCAUAUUAACAGUGUACAGCUGGAGAUCAGAGGAGUAAUCGGUGAAUUAGUAUUGUGGUGAUUUUUUUGUCUUUUUCCCCCCUUUUCUCAUAUUCACUGCCUGCUCAAACCGCCACCCUGAAGUUCAUUGUUGUGAUCUUGGCCGCCGGGAUGGUGGCGUUUGUCGGAGCCGUAAUCUGCAUCAUCGCCGCGGUGCACGGCGGCUCUUCGUCUCCUGCAGCCGCAGCCUCGACCGCCGCACAGCCGCUCGCCGAUAAUCAGUCCCUGACUGCGGGUUCGAGUGUGCUCACCUUACCGUCAGGCUCCGUGGCCCGGGCAGGACCCUUGGACGCGCUUCAUGGCAGCGGAGAGAGAAACAGCCCGGGGUCUCCAACCUUCUAUGGGAUCACCGGCGUGAGAACUGGUGGCGAGGGCGGAGAGCAGCAGGUGGUAACAGUCAGCAGGCUGAUCUGUACUCCGGUUCCGGCUGGUGAAUGCGGACCGAGAGACUUCCAGGCUGACGAUCAGUCUGUGUAUGCGGGGGAUCAAUGGGGGGAUCUCCGCGCCACAGCAGAAGAGCUCAGGCGCACCGUGGAGCAGCAGGAAGAGGAGAUCCGCGCCGAGCAGCACACUAUCCGCGAGCUCACCGGGAAACUCUCUGUCUGCGAAAGCGGCACACACGGGAGACAGGGCUUGCGGGUUGGGAGAAGAGACGGCAGAGAUGGACUCAUGAUGCAGGACGACGCGGGAGCGCCCGCGCUCACCGUCCGGGAAUUGGAGAGAGCCAUCAUGCACAUGAAGGAGCGCAUCGAGAAACUGGAGGCAGAAAUGGCUCCACUGGCUCACAACCACACAGAGGCAGGGCAGAAGGGCAAAGUCAGUGUCUCAAGUGCAAUCACGGUACAGGGAGCCGUAGCACAGAGAAGAGUGGAGGAUCUGGAGCGAGAGCUGAAGAGGAAGAUGCAAGUCCUGGAAGAGGAGAGGAAAGCACUUCGCAAGGAAACGCAGAAACAUCAACAGCACAUUGAUCACGGACUGGACGCUGUUCAUCAACGAAUUAUCAGCCUUGAGCAAGGUCUGUCUGAGAACAGGUUCCCAGAGGGUUACAGACUCUCUUUUCCUAUGAGAAGCACCUCUUUGUAUGCUGUGGUGAAGCGGGCAAUCCCAAUGCUUCACGCGCUCACUGUGUGCAUGUGGCUCAGACCUGCGCAAAGCAUCUUGGGAACGGCAGUUUCUUACGCCUUGUCAGAGGAACCUCACGAGCUGGUGCUGCAGCAGAUAGUCCAAGGCCCUGUUGAGCUUAUCAUCAAAAAUGAGGUGGCACAGUUCUAUCUGAAUCUGACGGCUGGUUCUUGGCAGCAUGUGUGUGUCAGUUGGAACAGGAGAGGAGGAGUGUGGCACGCCUACGUGGGAGGAAAGCUGAAAGGUGAGGGGAAGGACCUGGCAACCCGCCACCACAUCCGUCCUGGAGGAACGCUCGUCCUGGGCCAGGAACAGAGUUCAGUGGGUGGACUUCGUUUCGAGGCAUCACGGGCUCUAUUUGGUGACCUCUCUCAGUUUAACGUGUGGGACCGGCCGCUGACUCGGGCAGAGCUUUCUGCACUAGCCCACUGCAGCACAGGCAUGCUGGGUAAUGUAGUCCCUUGGACCAGCCGUGAGGUAGAAGUGUUCGGAGGUGUGACCAAGCAUUCGGCCGAGCACUGCAGUCAUCGUACUAACGUGCAGGAGUGAGGCGUCACAUCAGAAGGUUUAUGUGACAGGAGGAUGGGGUGGUGGGUGUCUGAGACAAGCUCAGGUUCAAAGUAUAAUGGAAAUGCUUGUGUGGCGUGGAAUGUCUAUUUAAAGAAAUUACUUAAACUAAAACUAUAAGAAUAUUGUGAGUAUUGUGAGGUUUUUGUUUGUUUUGGAAAAGAGAAUGGAUUUAGGAAGUUGGAACUUGUGAGACAAAACAUUCCAUGUUUGUUCCUUUUUACUUUGCUUUAAUGAGAGUUACAUUCAGGCAUUACAUCAGUUUGUUCAUUUCUUGCACUUUAUAUUUUUUUAUUCUUCAUGUUGAAGAUAUUACUGAAUGAAUAUCUUCAGCUACAGUGAAACAAGCUUAGAACUGAUGACAAGCUGAAUUAAUGUUAAAAUGAUGGUGUUAUGGGGAGCAUGUUGGAAUGGGAAAACCCCUCCUGGAAAGCAGGUUUGAUUCCUGCCUCUAAAUUGUUUGUGUGUGUGACUGUGCCCUGUAAUGGGAUGGAGCCCUAUCCAGUGUAUCCCCUGCCUUGUGCCCUGAAUCCCCUAGGAUAGACUGCAGGCUCCCCACGACCCUGUGUAGGAUAAAGAGGUUCAGAAAACAGACGGAUGAUUGUCUCAUGAUUAAUUUUAACCUCAUAACCCAUCAUUAUCACAUUUAAACCUUAAACAGUAUGUUUUGCUCACAUCUCCAUGUCCAAACCCUAUCACCAGCUCCUGGAAAGACACUCUAUAUCUUAUUCUCUAUGAUUCUGAUUAUUUUUGCAGCUCAAAUAAUUAAUGAAUGUCCUGAAGGAGUCAGUUCAUUCCCAGGAGCUGAUCAUGACAUUAGAAGAUUGUGUUUUUGCCCUUGACAAAACAUUUACAUAUUCAAGGUCUGAUUUUCAGUGAUCUUUCACUGGGGAGGAAGUGGAAGGUAGAUGAGAAUGUUGUUUGUGUAUACAGAACAUCACAAAGGAAUGAAUAAGCCUCACUCCAUGGAUGAGCUUUUUUAAUUCUUUUAUAAUUAUUCAAAUAAGAUAUAACACAGCUUAAUGCCCAGGAUUUGAUCAUGAAAAUUUCAUGAAAUUGACUGGUUGCUCUUUAAAGCCUAUUAUUAAGUCAAUACACUGAAGCAUAGGAAAUAGGAAAGUUCUGUUGUAUGUAUGCAAUUGAGGAAUGUUUACCUGUACCCACUUAUGGAAUUCAUUUAUUUUAUUUUAGAAAUCUUGGCUCAAACUGUUUUCCUACCUGACCUUCCAUAGGGUCCCAAAUACAGUCAAUAAUCCCUGAUGCAGUGCAUUUUGUUAAGCCAUUAUUGCUGAUAUCUGUAUGUUUAUCUUUAUUAUAACUGUGAUUAACUCCACAUUCCAUAUGAAAUGAGAUCCCAUGGGAAGUGUACUAUGUAAUAUACUGUGUAUGUUGUGUAUAUAUUUAUAUCUGAUCAGAGUAUUUUAUUAAUCUCUGAGUACAGAGCAGACAUGAGUUUCGGUUGAGUUUUUCAUACCGAAACUGAACACGGAACAUAAACGGCAGCACACAGUGGACUUGCAAUUGUUCCAGUUGCACGAGAAGCUGAGAAUAUAUUAAUAUUGUUUUGCACAUUUUUACGAGUGCUGCUUGAAAAAUGGCAGCAGCAUGCAGUAGCACAAGGAUGAAACGCUGAAAAGACUGAAAAAAGAACUAUUGAUCUAUCAUUUCUAUUCACUGUUUAUCUUCUUUAGAGUGCAUUACUGUCUGGUUGGUUGUUAAUGUUAAUGCGGUGCCUGUUAUUUGUUUAACGUUUGAACUUACGUGGUCACUGUGAUGUC